Nerophis lumbriciformis (worm pipefish) is the source of this 1528-nucleotide messenger RNA. It is a transcript of the gene thpo, whose product is annotated as thrombopoietin. The record is from RefSeq and is a predicted model, not a curated record. Gene Ontology annotation, molecular function: cytokine activity; hormone activity. NCBI's taxonomy places the organism in Eukaryota, Metazoa, Chordata, Actinopteri, Syngnathiformes, Syngnathidae. Gene Ontology annotation, cellular component: extracellular region. Gene Ontology annotation, biological process: cell population proliferation.
GUCUAUAAUGUUUUCACUAUGCCGGAAAGUUGGAGCGCAGCCUGCUCUCUGGCUAGAUAGCUCUUCCCCCUGCUGAAUAACAAGGCUGGAAAUCAAGAGGGGAGAAGACAAAAAGGAAAUACAGCUCCUCUGUGGAAGAUCUCACCACGGACACGGGGCAUUUUUCACCUGGCUUGCCUCUUUAAUGGGACAAAUGUGGACUUAUCGAGCGUGGCAAAGCAGGGCAUGGCUUUAAGCAGGCUCCUGCUGCUAUGUAUGUUAGUCUCUGAAGUGCGGGAUGCGGAGACCAAGCCCAUUGACUUUGUGUGCAGCAGAUCGUCCAGAAGGGCAAUGAAUAUUGUGGCAGAGAUGCAAGCUGCAAUGAAUAACUGCAACAGUUCUACCCCACUGUCCACGCCAGUUCAUCUCCCCUGCACCGAGCUCCACGUAGCAUCUUGGGAAAGAAAAUCACACCAGGAGAGGAGAGAAGACAUCGCUGCAUCCUUGAGGCUUCUUGUGGAGACUGUGACGGUGGCGAGGCCCCUCGGCCAGGCUGACUGCGGCUUGGUGCUUUUGCAGAGGUUGGAGCACAACAUCAACAGCUACCUCCUCAUCCUCACACAUCUUCAACUGAGUGACCAACAGGGGUCAGUGGAGAGCGCAGACUUGUCUUGUGUUCCUGGAAGCACCCUCAGUUUAAACACAGUCCUGCUGAACUACAACCGCCUGAUCACAGGCAAACUGGAGCGGUUGAUGAUUAGCCUGGAAAGCAGAUGCACCCCUCAAUGACAAGAUGAACAUCUUCAGGAAACACCACUCUAUGUUAGUUAUGUUCAAUCAAUCAAUCAAUCAAUCACAUUUUAUUUAUAUUGCCCUUAAUAACAAGUGUCUCAAAGGGCUGCACAAGCCACAACGACAUCCUCGGCUCAGAUCCCACAUUAGUAACAAUUGAUCCAGCAGCGGGGCAAUGUUGUUUUUGAUGGGAUUUGAAAAAUCUCUUUUUGAAUGUUCUGAACUCCUGUUUCAAUAUGUUGAGCGGAAAAAUGCUGCCCGGAGGAGUUGCGAUAGUGUUGUUCGAGCUCUACUUCUACAGUAUUUUACUUCUUUAGACCGCAAAGCAACAGCGCCUCUGCUGGUUGCAGACAAGUAGUGCACUCCAUUCUGCAUCAAUUGCUGCAAGAUGUGAUCAAUCAACAAUCCAUUUCACGCAAUCAACAGAAUUCUUAACAAAUGUAGUCUUAUUAGGUUUAGUUUUGCAAUGAUUGAUGUUGCAUUUAAUGAACAUGUGGGUUUUGACAAAGUACAUCAUUUGACUUGAUUAAAUAAGCCUAUGGACAAAUACAUUUGCUUCUGUACAGCCUUUAGGCUCCAUGCCCACUGUGAAUGCAUCCAUCCCAACUAUACAGUAUACUAUACAGUAUACCAGAGCAACCUGCUUCCUGUUACUGCAAACAAUUGUUGAUGUUAUUUUUUUUUUUAAUAUAGCUGUAAAAAAAUGUAGGCAAGUUGAGCUAUAGCUGCUAUACAUUGUAAAUAACUUAUUUUUGUU